Messenger RNA from Penicillium pulvis, 717 nucleotides. RefSeq lists its product as uncharacterized. Lineage: Eukaryota; Fungi; Ascomycota; Eurotiomycetes; Eurotiales; Aspergillaceae. Gene Ontology annotation, cellular component: nucleus. The transcript has a single exon. The record is from RefSeq and is a predicted model, not a curated record. Gene Ontology annotation, molecular function: RNA binding. The coding region runs from base 1 to 717 and encodes 238 amino acids.
AUGAAAGUCCUCAGCCGCACCCUUUUCGUCGGCGGUGUCACCUCCUCCGAGGCCAAUCUGCGUGCCUUGUUUGGCAAGUUUGGUGUCGUUCAAACGUGCAUCGUCAACGUUGACAAGCGCCAUGCCUUCAUCAAGAUGAUCACCCGCCAGGAUGCGAUUGCCGCACGCGAUGGAAUGGAAUCUUACCGCGCGGGAGAGAUGCAACUACGUACCCGAUGGGGUGUGGGAUUCGGUCCCCGUGACUGCAGUGAUUACCAGACGGGUGUUAGUAUCAUUCCGAUCGAACGUUUGACCGAGGCAGACCGCAAGUGGAUGCUUACUGCGGAGUACGGUGGCACUGGUGGCCGUCAGAUUGAAUCUGGCAUGGUGGUGGAGGAGCCCGAUAUUGAGAUCGGUGCGGGUGUCUCUUCCAAGGCCAUCAGCCGUCGCAUCGCAACCGACACUGGUGGCAAGCGGGGCCCAAUCUCCACUCGCACCCAAGGUGACCGUUUCACUGGUGGUCGUCGCCCGGAGCGUGAUGGUUUCGGUGGCGGUCACCACUCUGGUCCUCCUCAGGGUGACCGUGACAUGCCCAACAACGUGAACUCCGCCGUUCCUCCUGCCGUUCCUGCUUACGGAUUCAGUUUCCCUGGCAUGCCCAUGCUCCCCCCUGGUUUCAUGAUGGGUCAGGGUUCCAUGCAGACUUCUCAACCUCCGGCUCCGGGCCAGGGUGAGUAA